Molecule: messenger RNA, 1218 nt
Organism: Lasiodiplodia theobromae
Lineage: Eukaryota; Fungi; Ascomycota; Dothideomycetes; Botryosphaeriales; Botryosphaeriaceae
Product: Zinc finger and btb domain-containing protein 48
Exons: 2
Coding region: 1-1218 (405 amino acids)
Biological process (GO): regulation of transcription by RNA polymerase II
Cellular component (GO): nucleus
Molecular function (GO): DNA-binding transcription activator activity, RNA polymerase II-specific; RNA polymerase II cis-regulatory region sequence-specific DNA binding
Source: RefSeq, a predicted model, not a curated record
AUGAGAUACCGACCUAGCGUUGCACAGAUUAUGGCAUCUUGCAACGUCUGCCAAAAGUCCUUCAAGUCUAAACAAGCUCUCCAUCAACAUAAUGAAGACUCCCCCGCCCACAGACCCAUCCGCUGCGAACCCUGCAACAAACCUUUCCAGAACCUAGAAGCCCUCGCGCAGCACAACCGCGACUCCCCAGCCCACAAGAACAACUACACUUGCCAGCCUUGCAACACCCCAUUCCCAAGCUCAGCAGCCCUCGCCAAACACGUAAAGGACUCGCCCAACCACACCACUACCGUCUCGGCCCCUCGCCCUAAACCCACCACCACACCCCCGGCCGGCCCCCACCGGCACACCACCACCACCACCACCACCAACAGCGCCGCCCCCCCAACCCACCACCACCCCUGCAAGACGUGCGGCCGCACCUUCCUCACCGCCUCCGCCCUGUCCCAGCACACCCGCGACGCGCCGAAGAACCACGCCGCCGCCGCCGCCGCCACGCAGCACCCCUGCCCAUCCUGCCCCGGGCGCUCCUUCGGCAGCGCGUCCGCCCUCGCCCAGCACGUCCGCGACGCGCCCUCGCACCACCACGCCGCCAACGGCGCCUCGCCCCCACCGCUCCAGCGACGCAGAGACACGCCGCUCGACCUCUUCUUCCGAUCCUACCCGUCCUUCCGCUACGACCCCGCCCAGUCCCCGUCUGCCUCGUUCGCCGACCUGCGCGCGCACAUGGGGUGGCACCGGCGGCGGAGGCGAAACGGCCAAGGCUACGAGGAAGAAGAUCCUGCGGCUGACGAAGCGCGCGAGCGGUACGUCACGGCGCUGCGGCGCGAGCUGGAGGUGUGGUUCGGCGGCGAGGACGACCUGGCCAACUGGCAGGCGUUGUGCCGGGCCGUGGGCGCCGUCGUGCCGGCGGCGUCCAAGGGCGAGGCGGCGGCGACGGAGAAGGGAUGCGAGCGCGCGCUGCGUGGCACGCACGUCAACCUCGUGGACCUGCUGGCGUGGGCGCGCGAGGACGAGGGCGUGAGGAGGAGGGGUGGUGAUGAUGACGGGCGGCGGACCGUGAAGGUGUUCGGGAGCGUGGGGGCGCUGGCGGAGUAUUGCAAGAAGACGGGGAAGUGGUUCCCGCUGGAGGACGUGGAGAAGGCUGGAGAGCAGGGAGAUGGGAACGUCGUGAUCAGACAUUUGUUGAGGAGGUUUACGGUGAAAAGGUUGCGCUAA